AUGACUAUUGAGUUCCACAACACUUUUGAUGGCCAAAAAAGACCGUCAUUCAUUGGUCCUCUUGGUUCCAUUCCACAACCUCUGGAUGGAUCAAGAAACAAAAAAAAGAAGGAAAAAAAAUAUGCAAAUAAAUCACAACAAAUUCAAAGAGAAAAACAACAACAGCAGCAGCAAUUGUUACGUAAUAUAUCUGCCGAAAUGAAAACUACUGUUCAAAUUCUUUCUCAUGGAACAUCGGAUUGCCAAUCACCUUCACUUAUUCUGAAAACUGCAAAAGGCGAUCGUCACCUAUUUGGUCGCUUUGGAGAAGGUUUGCAACGGUCAAUCAAUCAAAAUCGCGUAAAAUUUGGAAAACUAAAAAAUGUUUUUAUUUCUGGCCCUCUUGAUUGGUCUUCAUUAGGAGGUCUUCCUGGAAUAAUUCUUACACUAGCUGACCAGGGGGUAAAAAAGAUGACUUUGCAUUCAGCUGUUGAUAAUUUACCUUGGGCAUGUGCAACUUGGCGCAAUUUUGUUCUUAGAGGAAAUCUUGAUUUUCAAAUUAAAAACGCUAGUAAGGAAAUUUACUCAGAUAAAUAUAUUUGUGUUAAGGGAGUACAUAUAUAUCCCGAAACGAUCACUGAAAACGAUUAUUUAAACAGAAAUAUUGAUCAAGAAGAAGUUGAUCGUGAAUCUCUCAGUAUUUUAAACAGACUUUUUUCAAAACAAACUAUUACCAAACAAGAAGGAAACGACUACAAGCUCGGACCUGUGUCAAACGCUGCUCUUCCUGCAGUUUUGCGUGACUCUCGAGUUUCUUGUUACAUGAUUCAAAUUCGUCCUAGUCGUGGUAAAUUCAUCCCUCAAAAAGCCAUUAGUUUAGGUGUCCCCCGCGGAGAAAUGUUUGCAAAAUUAGCUGACGGUGAAUCUAUUAUUACACCUGAUGGGAAAACUGUUCAUCCUCAUGAAGUUUUAGAACCUCCUAAUAUCAACGGCCGUGUUCUUGUCAUUGACUGUCCCACUAAUGAUUAUGUUAAAGAUCUUAUCAAUGGUCAUGAUUGGCGCGAAAACUUAUCACCUGAUUUAGGCAGUCAUUCUAACAAUUCUAGCGUUAACAAUCCUACCAAUAGCAACAAUAACCCAGACAUACCUCCUGAUUCUAAACGACGAAGAGCUCAGUCUGAUCUUGAGAAUAAUUUUAUUGAUCCAUGUCAUGGGUAUUCUGAACCAGUAACUGUAGCUUUUCAUAUGUUAGGAGAAUCUGUAAACCCAUUUGAUGGUCCAUAUUUUGAUUGGAUAACUCAACAAGAUUCUACUGUGUUUUCACCGGAAUGUAUGCAUUUUAUCACACAUCCAUUUUAUGCCCCCGAUGGUAUUUCAUUAGAGUCUGCUGCAUUGUUAAAUAUGAAACUUCGGAAAAUUUUUCCAGAUAAUUUCAAGCGACUAUAUACUGCUGAUGCACCAUUGAACUUCCCUAGCUUAGAGAAGACCCAGAAUAAACUCUUUCCAAUGCUUACAAUGGCUAGUAUUUCAUUAGAACAGGAUAUCAUUUACCAAACUACCUUUGAAAAAUCUGGUGGACGUGUGGAUUGGGACUCUUUGGAAGCUCAGUUAGACAGCGAAAUAGAAAAAAGUGGUACCGAUCAAGCACUUAGAAAUGAUAACAAAUCUAAAUUUAAAGCAUGCAUUGAAAGCGACAAAAUAGUUGAGAAACACCUUAAGGAUAUUGAAAUAGUGACAUUGGGAACCGGUAGUGCGAUGCCCAAUAAAUACCGUAAUGUAGUUGCAACCCUUGUUAAUAUUCCCAGCUCUCGAAAUACCCGCUCUAUUUUAUUUGACUGUGGCGAAAAUACCUUAGGAAAUAUGAAAAGAAUAUAUGGCCCUGAAAAACUUAAAGAGGUCGUUUCUAAUAUCGGUAUUUUCUAUCUUUCUCAUCUGCACGCUGAUCAUCAUCUCGGUGCUAUUUCAUUUAUCACAUACUGGCUAAAGUUGGCAAAUUCGCAGGACCGAAUUCAGCGGCCUUUAUACAUUAUGGGACCCUGGAAGUAUUUUGAUUUUUUGAAAGAGUGGUCCCAAUUAGAAUCUGAAGUCGAGAUAGGUAGACUACGGUUUGUUGAUAAUGAAUCUGCGAUUGUUGGUUGGGGUUUUUGUGACAAAACAUCACCCAAUUUUUCUAGAUAUUCUUAUAUCCAGGAAAUGAAACAAGAUAUGGGACUUACAUCUGUUCGUACUUGCAAAGCUAUACAUUGUGAGCUUGCUUACUGCGUUUCAUUCAACUUCUCGCUUGACAAUGUUGAAGAAAACAAUCACAGACCAUCUUCACCAUCACGUUCUCCUUCAAGAUCACAUUCACCAAAUUCAUCCAAACAGACAUUUCAAGUUUCAUAUUCUGGAGAUACUAGACCAACUGAAUUUUUUGCUAAACGGGUUGGUUUUGGAUCGGAUCUUUUAAUUCACGAAGCUACUCAUGAUAAUGGUUUAGAAGCUGAAGCUUUCAAAAAGAAACACUCUACAAUAUCUGAGGCUAUUGGAGUAGCCCGUAGCAUGAAAGCUAAGUAUACAAUUCUGACUCAUUUUUCUCAGCGUUAUCCGAAACUACCAAAUAUGGACGGGUUACAAAAUCUUAAUGAAGAUUCUGAAGCUACUGAAAAAAUAAAAGAAUUACCUGUAUUUGCAUUUGCCUUUGAUGGAAUGCAUAUAAAAAUUGGAGAGAUUCCAAAGCAGCGUUACUUUUUUGGUGAAUUAGAAAAGAUUUUUGAUGAGGUUGAAGAAAUGGAGGACGAGGAAGGGGAGGAUGAGGAAGGAAAUUCUAGAAAAAAAUGA
This is a messenger RNA of Magnusiomyces paraingens, 2799 nucleotides long. RefSeq lists its product as uncharacterized. NCBI's taxonomy places the organism in Eukaryota, Fungi, Ascomycota, Dipodascomycetes, Dipodascales, Dipodascaceae. Gene Ontology annotation, biological process: mitochondrial tRNA 3'-end processing. The transcript has a single exon. Gene Ontology annotation, molecular function: 3'-tRNA processing endoribonuclease activity. Gene Ontology annotation, cellular component: mitochondrion. Bases 1 to 2799 code for a protein of 932 amino acids. The record is from RefSeq and is a predicted model, not a curated record.